AUGCCGGGCGGCGUUCCCCGACUCCUCGCUGCGGGCGCCGCGGGGGCCGUGGGCGCCGUGGGGCCAGCGGGUUCCCGGGCCCCAGCGGACUUGGCGGAGUGCGCCGAGCUUCUGCAUCGGUCCGAGCACGAGGCCGCGGGCUCGCCGCCCGAGUGCCGCACUCUGCUGUUGGGCGCGCUCGCGCGGGACGAGGUGCCUGGCUACGCAUACCGCGUGCAGGAUUGCCACUUCUGGGCCCACUACGGCGUGCGGGACCGCGCGGUGGAGGGCGCGCGGCUCACGGACUUCAACCGCUUGGCGGAGCUGCGCCUGUCCGAGCCCUUCUCGCCGCCGCUGCGGCCCAACGCAACGAUGCUAUACGUGGGCGCCCACCGCACGGGCGACGACGGGGCCCACUUCCACCGGCACCAUCGGCUCCGGGUGCACCUCUUCGAGCCCUCGCCUUCGUUCUUCGGGGACUUGCAGCGGGCGCUGGGCGGCGUCCCCGGCUUCACGCUCCACAAUUAUGGCCUGGGCGCGCAGACGCGGCGGAUGCGGCUGCUCGUCAGCGGGACCGCCUCGCGGACCCUGGAGAACCGCUCGGACGUUGGGCUUGCGCCGGGGCGCGUGGAGGAGGUGCUCGUGCGCGCCGCGGCGGAGGCGGCACCAGACGUGCUCGGCGGUGGCGCCGCCGAACUGCUGCACGUGAACUGCGAGGGCUGCGAGUACGACGUAAUCGAGGGUAUCAGCGACGCGGGACACCUGGCGGAAAUACCCCAGGUGCAGAUUGCUACCCACAUGCUGGACCAUCAGGACCCGAACGUGCCGUUCCUGGAGGCCAUGGCGUUGUCGGUCCAGGUCUCCGCCAGGCGCUACUGCCAGAUGCACGGGAGGGGCUGGCGGGCAGACCCGCUGCACCCGUGGGCGAAGGACUGA
This is a messenger RNA of Prorocentrum cordatum, 915 nucleotides long. NCBI's taxonomy places the organism in Eukaryota, Dinophyceae, Prorocentrales, Prorocentraceae. The record is from the annotation of a GenBank genome assembly.